CUAGGGGAAGUUGUAACUAGAAAAAAAGUUGUAACACAUAUAAUAGUAGCAAAGAGGAGAAAGAGUGACAAAUAUGGCUUCCUCAGUUAUCUCCUCCACCGCCGUCGCCACCGUUAGCCGCACCCCGGCUCAAGCCAGUAUGGUGGCUCCUUUCAAUGGGUUGAAGUCCACCGUAGCCUUCCCGGUCACUAAGAAGAACGAUGACAUUACCUCCCUUGCUAGUAACGGUGGAAGAGUCCAAUGCAUGCAGGUAUGGCCACCACUUGGCUUGAAGAAGUUCGAGACCCUCUCUUACCUUCCACCUCUCACCACAGAGCAAUUGCUGGCCGAAGUCAACUACCUUCUAGUCAAGGGAUGGAUUCCUUGCUUAGAAUUUGAAGUCAAAGACGGAUUUGUGUACCGUGAGCACAACAAAUCGCCAGGAUACUAUGAUGGUCGCUACUGGACUAUGUGGAAGUUGCCUAUGUUCGGAUGCACUGACCCAGCUCAGGUGGUGAAUGAGGUUGAGGAGGUCAAGAAGGCUUACCCUGAUGCUUUUGUUAGAAUCAUUGGGUUCGACAACAAACGUCAAGUGCAAUGCAUUAGUUUCAUUGCCUACAAGCCUGCAGGCUACUAAACUUAAUUUAAGAAAAUUUGUGCAUUAUAUAAUUAGGCGUUGUUACUCCUUUUGAUGUUCGAAACUUUUUCCCUUGAACUUUCGGAUGUUUUAAAUGUAUAGGAAUGUUGAGCAUUGUACUCUAUGAGCAAUAACAGCUUGUUCCUAACAUUUUCUUUAUAUUUUCACACACUUUCUCA
Molecule: messenger RNA, 795 nt
Organism: Beta vulgaris subsp. vulgaris (sugar beet)
Lineage: Eukaryota; Viridiplantae; Streptophyta; Magnoliopsida; Caryophyllales; Amaranthaceae
Product: ribulose bisphosphate carboxylase small subunit, chloroplastic 1
Exons: 3
Coding region: 74-616 (180 amino acids)
Source: RefSeq, a predicted model, not a curated record